Molecule: messenger RNA, 3016 nt
Organism: Schistosoma spindalis
Lineage: Eukaryota; Metazoa; Platyhelminthes; Trematoda; Strigeidida; Schistosomatidae
Source: the annotation of a GenBank genome assembly
GAUAAUUCAAAGACAGCGUGGCGCGAAUAACCCUGGCACCUCUGUAAACAGCAGAAUUUGAUUGAUCGUUGAAACUUUUCGCGUAAUUAUAACAACUUUCAGUUUAGAAAUAAGUGUUAUCGUAUUAAUGAUGUAAUCAAUCUAAGUGUGGACGAGAAAAAUCAACUGAUCAAUGAAUGGAAACCCGAUAGUUUGGUCCCGAAAGAUUGGGAACCAUCAAAAUACCUAUUAAAACAAUUCCACAGAUGUGCAAAUGGUCCUCUUGGCAACAUUGUUUCCUGAUUGUCAGACAAGGAAUAAGGACCGAUGCACAUCCAAAUAAAACAGUCUUAAUGAUUAGUAUUUACGAACGAAAUACAUCUGUGUGUUCCAAAGUUGUUUCGAGAGUAAAAUAAAAUACCUAAAUUUUUCUUGAGUACAGCUGUUCCACUGAUCUCUGGAGCAAACUACUAACCGUUACUACAUAUGAAAAAUUCCACUUAAAACUAUCCACUAAUAAAAAUAUUAUGUUUGGAGUCGUAUUAGUAUAAAGCAACCAAAACAUAAUGUAUCCUUUAUAUGCACAGACGUUAGGAUUAAUAUGGUAGAUUAAUAAUGUCUCUAGUUGCCAUAUUUUGAAAGGCGUAAAAAUCUGUCCAUGUUCAUGCUCUUCACUUAUAACUUUAUCUUCACAUCUUUAGUGUGUAUACGAAUACCUUAGCUCUUCUCAUCCCAUGUGUCGUUUCUGUUUUGAGAUAGAAUAAAAUAGUGUGAUGUAAUAUUCUCAUUUGUACAGCCUUGUUUCACAGUCGUUUCUACGACUUUAAUUAAUAAUAAAACAGUUGGUUCUGUGGAAAGUUCUUGUUUGUUCUAAAUUGAUUUUAAUCACAGCGAUUUCGAUUUUAUCAGACGGUUUAAUGGUAAAGUAAUCAUUCAUUCAACAUACAUCUACAUUUGGGGAUCUUGCUUAUCAAUACCUAAUCGACUAAAAGAAAAUAAAUUCAGUAUGUUGUUCUACGUUUUAUAUAUUUUCACAUUCCUGUAGAGGUCAGUGAUGUUCAAAUUAUAAAGUAUACAAAUAUUGUCCUAAAUUUCAUUUUAAACUUCCUAUCUACUUGUCUAAAGUUCCCAAUAAACGGUAAUAAUACAUGAAAGGGCAAGUGAAGUCACGUUUUCCUGUUAGAUUUUUGCAUCAUCCACAGGUUGGUUAUCCAGCGAUACUAUCUUCCACUCAAAAAUUGUUGUGGUUAACUUCAGUGUUACUCAAAAACCAGUUAUCCAGUUAGUGAUGAGCACUUACAGUUAUGAAAUGUAAUAUCCUCCGUCGAAAUUCGAAAUAAUUCUACAUGAUUGUUAAAACCAUGAGAGUGUACCCAAUCUCAAUUGUGAGUCGUUGUAUAUGAUUAAGUGGAUAAACAUCUAGCUUUGACUGGUAUUGUUUUUCUUACUACCGCUUAAAUAAUCGUCAGGAGAUAUUUGUAUUUUCAAAGACAAGCUUUCCAAUUACUUUCCUUCUACUAAUCUUGAAUUUUAUUUCAUGCAAUAGAGAGAUUUAUUAAUUUUCUAGCAUCCGAUUGUGUAUUUUGUAACAUGUCAUCAAUAUCAAUGAUUCUAUGAAUUCAUUUUCCUCUGUUGUUUUUUCCAGAUACGUCAAUUUCGACUUAGAAGUGGAAGAGUUUGAAGCUACUGAAAAGAAUGUUAGUAAGAAUCAUCUUAAUUUCGCGACAUUAAAUUUCUUAAACUUUGUUGGGGAUUCGGAUUUGUCUAAUGUUGCUACUGAGCAGCUGAAAAAAUAUGGUGUUGGAUCAUGUGGACCAAGAGGAUUCUAUGGUACUUUUGAUGUUCAUCUUGAAUUGGAAACUAAGUUGGCUGAAUUCCUUGGUGUUGAAAAAGCAGUAAUUUAUUCUUAUGGAGCAGCUACAUUUUCUAGUGCUAUCCCAUCGUAUUCCAAACGAACUGAUGUAAUAUUUGCGGAUGAAGGUAUCAACCAUGCUACGUAUUUAGGCUUAGUGGCAUCUAGAAGUCAUGUUCGAUUUUUCCGUCAUAAUGAUAUGGAGCAUUUGGAACAAUUACUGAUAGCACAGGCAAAGAGAGAUAAAGAAGAUCCUAAGCGUGCAUUACUAACUCGCCGAUUUUUUGUUGUUGAAGGUAUUUAUUUCAAUUCUGGAGAAAUAUGUCCCUUAUCUGAGCUUAUUGCUUUAAAAUAUAAAUACAAAGUUCGCAUUUUGUUAGAUGAGACCAUUUCUUUUGGAGUAUUAGGUAAAACUGGUAGGGGUGUGACGGAAUAUUUUGGUGUUAAUAUAGAAGACAUUGACUUAAUCUCAGGUUCGUUGGAAACUGCUUUAGGGGUAUGUGGAGGAUUUUGUGCUGGAUCGCAGUAUGUUGUUGGUCAUCAAGAACUCUCUGGACAAGCAUAUUGUUUUUCAGCUUCUCUACCACCAAUGUUAGCUAAAGCUGCAUACACAGCAAUUUCUAAACUGCAAUCGCCCAAGGAAAAUGGUAAACGUAAUCAACGGUUAUUAGAAUUAGCCAGAUUAACUGACAAUUUGUUUCAUUCGAACAGCAAGUUAACCAGUAUUUGGAAACUAUAUGGUCAUCCGGAUAGUCCGUUAAAACACUUAAGAUUCAGAGAAAAUAAUACUUUAGGUAAACUUGAGGCUGUUGUCCAAACUGCUUUUGAUUGGACUGAUGAAGGAGACUUGAAGGCACCUCCUUUAUUGUUGACAGUAUCAAGAUAUACGUAUAGUAUAAAUUUCCCUGCUCCACCUCCAAGUAUUCGUAUUGCAUUGAAUUGUGAUUUAACUAAUGAAGAAUUGCACCAUCUAUUCUAUGUUCUUUCUUCAAUAGUUCCUGCAUGAAUCGACCAGUAAAUGAUGAAAUUUACAUUAAUUAGUGUUGGCUGUGAAACUUUAACAAAACAUGACAUUUAUCACGAUAAUAUUAAGGACCUUACUAGCUCAAUAAUAUUAUAUUUAUAGUUUUUUGUAAAUGUAUCUUUUAGUAAUAACCAGGUAAAAUAUAAUUUGCGCUUUUGCGU